AGUAAAAUGUAGACGUUCCCUAAAGCCUGCCAUCUGUCCAGACCCCGCCCCUCUAUCCAUAUGCGGGAGAGAGCGGGGCGCCUGGAAACCGGUCUGCGCGGCGCUGGAAGACGGGCGCAAAUGGUCAGACUGGGGGAUCCGCCAGGCGUCGGUGCUGCGCUGCUCUCACUGCGGUCCGGUGCGGUCCAGGAGCGCCAGCGGACGCGCUGCAAGUCCGCUUUUAAAGUUUCCUCUCGGAAGUUUUUUGGAUCGGACUCGGCGAUAAGGACUGGGAAGUAUCGGGUCGCGCUGCGACACCUGGUAGUUUGAAAAAGCGAAACUCUGAAGGUAGAAAGUAAUGGCUCGGGAAGAUGGUUUGCCGCUGGGCUGCGGGAGAGCCGGAGGCAGGCUGCUGGCAGUGUGCUCGGUGGCGAUGCUCGGACUUCUCGGGGUAAGUGGGCAGCCCGGCGAGCGGGGCAUGUCAGUCCCGGAGCACGGCUUCUGCCAGCCGAUCUCCAUACCCCUGUGCACUGACAUCGCCUACAAUCAGACCAUCAUGCCCAACCUGCUGGGGCACACGAACCAGGAAGACGCCGGGUUGGAGGUGCACCAGUUCUUCCCGCUGGUAAAAGUUCAGUGUUCGCCCGAGCUGAAGUUCUUCCUGUGCUCCAUGUACGCCCCGGUGUGCACCGUGCUGGAACAGGCUCUGCCCCCGUGCCGGUCGCUCUGCGAAAGGGCUCGGCAGGGCUGCGAGGCGCUCAUGAACAAGUUCGGCUUUCAGUGGCCGGACAGCCUGGCCUGCGAGACUUUCCCGGUGCACGGAGCCGGCGAGCUGUGCGUCGGGCAGAACACUUCCGAGAGGAGCCCCCCCAUCAGCCCCACCGUCUCCGUCACCGACGAUCCUCAUCCGGAGGGCAACGCUGACGGGCGCUUUCGGUGCCCGGCGGCACUGAUGGUCCCGCAGUAUCUGAACUACCGCUUCCUCGGCGAGGAGCACUGCGGCGCCCCUUGCGAGCCCUCCAAGCCGCAUGGCAUGAUGUACUUCAGCCAGGAGGAGCAGAAGUUUGCCCGCAUCUGGAUCGGAAUCUGGUCGAUCCUCUGCUGCGCCUCCACCCUCUUCACGGUCCUCACCUACCUGGUGGACAUGAAGCGGUUUAGCUACCCUGAGCGGCCAAUUAUCUUCCUAUCUGGUUGCUACACGAUGGUGUCUGUUGCUUACAUCGCUGGCUUCCUGCUCGAGGAUCGGGUGGCUUGCAACGAGAGGUUUGACAGCGAGGCCCGUACUGUGGUGCAGGGCACCAAAAAGGAGGGCUGCACCAUCCUUUUCAUGAUGCUUUACUUCUUCAGCAUGGCCAGCUCCAUCUGGUGGGUGGUACUGGCCCUGACCUGGUUCCUGGCGGCUGGCAUGAAGUGGGGCCAUGAGGCCAUCGAGGCUAACUCCCAGUACUUCCACCUGGCCGCCUGGGCCGUGCCGGCCGUGAAGACCAUCGCUGUGCUGGCGGUGGGCCAGGUGGACGGGGACCUUCUGAGUGGUGUCUGCUUCGUGGGCCUCAGCAGUGUGGCGGCCCUCCGCGGCUUCGUCUUGGCCCCGCUGCUCCUCUACCUUGCCCUGGGCACCUCCUUCCUGCUGGCGGGCUUCGUGUCGCUGUUCCGCAUCCGCACCGUCAUGAAACACGGCGGCACCAAGACGGAGAAGCUAGAACGGCUUAUGGUGCGUAUCGGCGUCUUCAGCGUGCUCUACACGGUGCCUGCCGCCGCCGUGGUGGCCUGCUACCUCUACGAGCAGGCAUACCGCGAACAGUGGGAGCAGACGUGGCUCAGUCGGGCCUGCAAGGCCUAUGCGGUACCCUGCCCUCUACAGCGCCCCCUGCAGGCCGUGCCUGAUUUCACAAUCUUCAUGAUCAAGUACCUCAUGACCCUGAUUGUGGGCAUCACCUCAGGGUUCUGGAUCUGGUCCAGCAAAACUCUCAACUCCUGGAGGAAAUUUUACACAAGACUGACCAAUGGUAGACGGGGGGAGACGACUGUGUAAUGCUACCACUACGCUGAAGACCCUGCCCUCCAUACAACCAUACAGACAAACUCAUCUGCAAAGGCAUACUUUGUUUUUAACUGAAGAAAGCCCCCCCCCCCCUUUGUGGAUAUGCGAGAGAAACUCUUUGCUAUAUCCAUGUAAAUAAGCAUUUGUGAAAUUUUGUGAGUAUAUAUUUGUAUUUAAAAAGGAGCUUUUACUAAUUUUUGAAUUGUUACGUCUCAUUCCAAAAAAGGUACUGCAUCUUUUUGCAUAUAUAUAUAUAUAUAUUAUAUAAACAAAAUUUGUGCGUUGUGAAUCAGGACUCCUGGCCUGUGUGUGGUUUGGACAUGAGACCCUCUACCCUGAAGUCACCAGCGCUGAGCCUAUUUCACAGACGAGCACUUCCUGGACACGCGUAGUGUCUAAUGUGGCUGAUUUCUGACCAGUUCUUGUUUUUUGUUUGUCUGAAAAAUAUCCUAAAUACAAUGUGUUUCUUCCAAUAUUGCAAAUCCAAAUGUUUUACCCUGAUUCUCUCCCCCCCCCCAAUGAUUGAAUUAAGGCCAAGUGAGCAUGGCUGGUAAUAAUGCUCCAACUGUAUCCGUGUUUCAUGAUGGAUGCGAUUCCUGGGGUUAAAUGUCAAGGGUCAGAGGUCGCUCGACUACAGAGGGCCGCUUCUGGAAUGUUCUUAGCAAGGGUUGGGAGUCUGACGGCAGAAGCGGCUGGCGAACGUUGGCGUCCACGCUGGGAUGUUGAAUGAUGCCCCGUGUCCGUGUUAUUGUGAGCGGCGUUACGAAGGCCAAGAAUCGGAUGGGGGAGGGACGACGGGGAUUAAAAGUAGUGGAAUUAAACGGGAGAGAAGUUAAAACGGCGAGUUGUUUGCUUCCCCCUUUCCAGAAUUCCAUAAAGUGGAGAUUUUUAUUUUGGCUCGUUUUUUAUCGGUAAGGCUGUGAUUCAUCACCAAUCACUGUGUUUAUCGUAAAAUGUCGGGGCGAUAAGAGUCAGGUAGGCGUCACGCCUAAAAACAAAAACAGUCGUUUUAUUAUCUCUGCCCUUUUCUCACAUUACAAAAACCUGCAUGAGUAAGUCAGUGGCGGCUGUUUCGCCAGGAGUCUGGUGUCCGGCCGGGUUCAGAAACCUGCUUUUUUUUGCAGAACCUUCAGCACAGACAUUGAAUUCUGACAGUGUGACGGCCUUUUACUUCACAUGCACCCUCUCCCCCCCCCCCCCCCAUCAGUCUUUCUGCAUGCUUCCCGUAAAAUGUCAAUUUAAAAUCUUUACACUGUUUUUUAAAUAUUUUCUACACCAUGGAAACCUUUUUUUUUCCAUUCAUGCAGUUCUUUGUUUUCCUGUUAAAGAAUCCUUUAUAUUUAUAGAAAAAAAAAUGGUUUGUAUAUUCCACUCUUGCAUUCUCUGAGAAUAAAAAUUACGACUUUUGUACAAAG
This is a messenger RNA of Brienomyrus brachyistius, 3435 nucleotides long. RefSeq names its product frizzled-2-like. The transcript has a single exon. The coding region runs from base 338 to 2011 and encodes 557 amino acids. Lineage: Eukaryota; Metazoa; Chordata; Actinopteri; Osteoglossiformes; Mormyridae. The record is from RefSeq and is a predicted model, not a curated record. Gene Ontology annotation, biological process: canonical Wnt signaling pathway; non-canonical Wnt signaling pathway. Gene Ontology annotation, molecular function: Wnt-protein binding; Wnt receptor activity. Gene Ontology annotation, cellular component: plasma membrane.